This is a messenger RNA of Hyposmocoma kahamanoa, 604 nucleotides long. It is a transcript of the gene RpS23, whose product is annotated as 40S ribosomal protein S23. The record is from RefSeq and is a predicted model, not a curated record. Gene Ontology annotation, cellular component: ribosome; cytosolic small ribosomal subunit. Gene Ontology annotation, molecular function: structural constituent of ribosome. Gene Ontology annotation, biological process: translation. Bases 74 to 505 code for a protein of 143 amino acids. The transcript has 5 exons. NCBI's taxonomy places the organism in Eukaryota, Metazoa, Arthropoda, Insecta, Lepidoptera, Cosmopterigidae.
GCUGCUCAUUGGUUGGUUGAUGAGCUGACAAUUUCUUUUCCCAACCGUAGCCGAUUGAUGUCGUGCUAGCAAAAUGGGUAAACCCCGUGGUAUACGCACAGCGCGUAAGCACGUGAACCAUCGUCGUGAGCAGCGAUGGGCUGACAAGGAGUUCAAGAAAGCCCACAUGGGCACCAGGUGGAAGGCUAACCCCUUCGGUGGUGCAUCUCACGCUAAGGGUAUCGUCCUGGAGAAAGUUGGUGUAGAAGCCAAGCAGCCUAACUCUGCCAUCCGCAAGUGUGUACGUGUCCAAUUGAUAAAAAAUGGCAAGAAGGUGACCGCGUUCGUGCCCCGUGACGGUUGUCUCAACCAUAUUGAGGAGAAUGAUGAAGUUCUAGUUGCAGGAUUCGGUCGUAAAGGUCACGCUGUUGGUGACAUUCCUGGAGUCAGGUUUAAGGUUGUCAAAGUUGCCAAUGUCUCGCUCCUAGCCCUGUACAAAGAAAAGAAGGAGAGACCAAGGUCAUAAACUGGCACUGUGAUAAGUGACCUGCUGGGAUGCCUGUUGUUUAUAAGUGUACACCAUAAAAUGUAAAAUCCAGUGCAUAAUAAAGUUUAUGCGCGCCAA